AUGAGACCUCCUGUCCCCGUCUUGGCCGACUAUGGAAUCUCGCCAACCCAUGGCUUCUUGCCAGACGUCUUGCCGUUGACGAGACUGCCGGACCCAUACUACAACAAAUGGGAGUCCGUCAUCGCCAACUUCCAGAACUUGAUCCUCAGCAAGCGGCUGCAAGGUGUCAUCGACCGUCUCCCGGUCCUCACCACCAUCGGUCUGGAACAUGACGCAGAAUGGAGGAGAGCCUACAUGCUCCUGACCUUUUUCGCUCAUGGCUACAUCUGGGGAGGUGACACUCCUCGUGAUCGUGUGCCCCCGAGCAUCUCGGUCCCGCUUCUGAAGAUCUGCGAGCACCUUGAGAUCCCGCCCGUCUCGACCUACGCCGCCUCGGUGCUCUGGAACUUCAAGCCACUCUUCAUCGACGAAGACAUCGAUGACCUCGACAACCUCGCCACCUUGGUCACCUUCACCGGGUCACUCGACGAAUCAUGGUUCUACCUGGUGUCUGUCGCCAUCGAGGCCCGAGGCGGUCCGAUCAUCACCCUCAUGCUUACUGCCGUCGAGGCUGCACGUCAAGGGGACAGCGCAACCGUGACACGUUGUCUGCGUGCCUUUGCUGAGCGUCUCGACGACCUUGGCGAGUUACUUCGCCGCAUGCAUGAGAACUGUGACCCAGGCUUCUUCUAUCGUCGCAUCCGCACCUUUCUGGCAGGAAGCAAGAACAUGGCCGAGGCCGGCCUGCCACGGGGUGUGAUGUACGACGAGGGCGAAGGCAAAUCGGAAUACGUCCAGCACAGCGGUCCCAGCAAUGCCCAGAGCAGUCUCAUCCAGUUCUUUGACAUCAUUCUCGGCAUUGAACACCGCCCUACUGGCGAAAAGGCCGAUCCGGCCUCCGAGUCAGAGCGCGAAGGACGAAGCGCCCCUCCCCUGCACAACUUCAUCCGCGACAUGCGACGAUACAUGCCAGGGCCCCACGCCCGUUUCCUCAACGAUGUCGGGAAUGUUGCAAACAUCCGCGACUUUGUUGAGAGCCAUCGCGCGACCGACCAGCCACUCAGCAUCGCCUAUGAUGCGUGUCUUGCCAUGUUGCGUGCUUUCCGCGAUAUCCACAUCGCGAUUGUCACUCGUUACAUCAUCCUUCCGUCGCGAGAGAACCGAGCGCGUAGCCGUUCUCGGAGUCCCGAGGCUGUUCGUAACCGACAGAAUCUCGCCACUGCCUCCCGCAAUGAGAAACACAAGAAAGUCAAAGGCACUGGCGGCACGGCCCUGAUCCCGUUCCUCAAGCAGGCCCGGGACGAAACGGGUGAGCCCGCCGUGGGGGAGUGGGCCAAGAGGUUCAUGAGCAGGCAGACCAAGACCUCUGGCCAGGGCGACUUCUUCCUCGGUAAAGCGGAGGAGGAGGUCGUCCCCUUGCCAGACGAGCCGAUUGUCGAGCAUGGUCUGGCUGGCACUUGGAAAAUCGACGAUGAAGUUGGUGGCAUUUGCCAUUAUUGA
This is a messenger RNA of Anthostomella pinea, 1479 nucleotides long. The record is from the annotation of a GenBank genome assembly. Lineage: Eukaryota; Fungi; Ascomycota; Sordariomycetes; Xylariales; Xylariaceae.